Brassica rapa (field mustard) is the source of this 1926-nucleotide messenger RNA. RefSeq names its product glycerol-3-phosphate 2-O-acyltransferase 6. Gene Ontology annotation, biological process: cutin biosynthetic process. Gene Ontology annotation, cellular component: membrane. Gene Ontology annotation, molecular function: glycerol-3-phosphate 2-O-acyltransferase activity; phosphatase activity. Lineage: Eukaryota; Viridiplantae; Streptophyta; Magnoliopsida; Brassicales; Brassicaceae. The record is from RefSeq and is a predicted model, not a curated record.
UGAAAAAUCAAAACCAAAAUUCUUUGGCAUACUAACAUCAAACCACCACAACAACAAAAUCAUGCCCAUUCUCUCUCGCCUCUCUUUAUAUAAACAACACCCCUAAAAAGUAUUCACAAUCCAUUCUCAACUUCUAAAUCACCCUUUACUCUCUCUCUCUGUUCUCUUCUUUUUCUGCUCUCUCCAGCUUAUUCCCUGAUGGGGGCUCACGAGAAGCGGCGUCGUUUCGAGCCAAUAUCAAGUUACGAGAUUAAGGACCGGUCGAACCAAACCGUUGCCGCUGAUCUUGACGGGACCUUACUAAUCUCUCGUAGUGCAUUUCCUUAUUAUUUUCUCGUGGCCCUCGAAGCAGGGAGCUUACUCCGAGCCUUGAUCUUACUCGCAUCCGUACCGUUUGUUUACCUCAUGUACCUCUCAAUUUCCGAGACUCUAGCCAUCAACGUUUUCAUCUUUAUCACCUUCGCGGGUCUCAAGAUCCGAGACGUCGAGCUCGUGGUCCGUUCCGUACUUCCAAGGUUCUACGCCGAGGAUGUGAGGCCAGACUCGUGGAGUAUCUUCAACACGUUCGGGAAACGUUACAUAGUAACAGCGAGUCCACGGAUCAUGGUCGAACCGUUCGCGAAGACAUUCCUAGGUGUCGAUAAAGUUCUUGGAACAGAACUCGAGGUUUCCAAAUCCGGUCGGGCAACCGGUUUUGUCAGAAGACCCGGUGUUCUUGUCGGUCAACACAAACGCGAUGCCGUUUUGAGAGAGUUCGGUGGCGUUGCGUCUAGUUUACCUGAUUUGGGGCUUGGCGAUAGUAAGACAGACCACGAUUUCAUGACAAUUUGCAAGGAGGGUUACAUGGUGCCACGUACAAAAUGCGAACCAUUACCAAGAAACAAACUCUUAAGCACCAUAAUAUUCCACGAGGGCAGAUUAGUCCAACGUCCAACGCCAUUAGUUUCUCUGUUAACUCUCCUUUGGCUUCCCAUCGGUUUUCUAGUCUCUCUUAUCCGUGUCUACACGAAUAUUCCACUACCCGAACGCAUUGCACGUUAUAACUACAAGCUCACAGGGAUCAAACUAGUCGUCAACGGCCACCCUCCUCCGCCGCCUAAGCCUGGCCAACCAGGCCACCUAUUGGUAUGCAACCACCGGACUGUACUCGACCCUGUGGUGACAGCUGUGGUGCUCGGUCGGAAAAUCAGCUGCGUAACCUACAGUAUCAGUAAAUUCUCUGAGCUAAUCUCUCCAAUCAAAACCGUUGCGUUGACUCGUCAGCGCGAUAAAGACGCAGCGAACAUCAAGCGUCUCUUGGAGGAAGGCGAUCUUGUGAUAUGUCCCGAGGGAACCACGUGCCGUGAGCCUUUCCUGCUUCGGUUUAGCGCCAUGUUCGCCGAGCUCACGGACCGGAUCGUCCCUGUGGCUAUCAACACCAAACAAAGCAUGUUUAAUGGUACAACCACACGUGGCUACAAGCUUCUUGAUCCUUACUUCGCGUUUAUGAAUCCCAUUCCCACGUUCGAGAUCACUUUCCUUAAGCAGCUGCCGGCUGAGCUGACAUGUAAAGGAGGCAAGUCGCCGAUAGAGGUGGCGAAUUACAUACAGAGGGUUUUGGCAGGAACCUUAGGGUUUGAGUGCACAAAUUUCACAAGAAAGGAUAAGUACGCAAUGCUAGCUGGCACUGACGGUAGGGUUCCAAUGAAGAAGGAGAAGAUAUAAUUAUUGAUUGGAUAAAAGAGAAGAUGAAGAAAUAAUACAAAGAUUUGAAUAUUUUUCUUUUGGCUGGUGGUUAGCUAUUACUACUUAAAGGGAAAAGGAUAAAGUUUGUUUCUUUUGUCUUCUAUGUUUCCAAGAUAUUUUCUUCGCAAGUUUCUCUUUGUAAUAUUUCCAAGUUUUACUUUAGUACAAUAAGGAUUUAAAAGAAAAACAAUGCUUGGUCCA